Molecule: messenger RNA, 319 nt
Organism: Phytophthora sojae
Lineage: Eukaryota; Oomycota; Peronosporomycetes; Peronosporales; Peronosporaceae
Exons: 1
Coding region: 12-248 (78 amino acids)
Source: RefSeq, a predicted model, not a curated record
UGGAGGAGGAGAUGUUUAACUGGAAAGCACAAGCCGCUGAGCCUGCCAAGAAGAUAUCUUACGCUGAAGCGAGCAAGCGAAACCUGCCUGGAUUCGGUGAGAAUCUCGUUGAGUUCAUGAAGACCGGGGAGGACGUGGAACAACCGAGACGAACGUUCAAGAAGUACUACGGCCUACCGUUUUUCAUCCCAUCCGGACCACACCAACAGUCAGUCGUCGUUCACAUAGCUUGCCAGAUUUUAAGCUGACACUAACGUACGUUUGUUGCGGUCUUAGGGGCCUCGAGACGCAUGAAGAGAAGGAAGCGCAACCUGCCGUU